Episyrphus balteatus (marmalade hoverfly) is the source of this 720-nucleotide messenger RNA. RefSeq names its product mitochondrial pyruvate carrier 1 (gene Mpc1). Gene Ontology annotation, biological process: pyruvate import into mitochondria. Bases 176 to 526 code for a protein of 116 amino acids. The record is from RefSeq and is a predicted model, not a curated record. The transcript has 4 exons. NCBI's taxonomy places the organism in Eukaryota, Metazoa, Arthropoda, Insecta, Diptera, Syrphidae. Gene Ontology annotation, cellular component: mitochondrial inner membrane.
AUUACAUAACAUGUCAAACUUUUGAUAAAAAAAACUUAUCAGUAGAAUCUGUGGCUGCUUAAUUUGUUUCGAGUUUUUAGUUAUUCUACGUGAACAUUUGCUUUACAGCAACUCGAGCUUCCUCGCUGUUUUCUAAACAACAUUUUUCUGUGAUAUAAUAAAUUAGAAAGUUAUCAUGUCACAAAUUCCCAAAGCUAGUGGCAACUUGGCCAGCAGGUUUUUCAAUAACCUUAAAAGUAAAGAAUUUCGUGAUUAUCUUAUGAGUACCCACUUUUGGGGACCAGUCGCUAAUUGGGGUAUUCCGAUUGCUGCAAUUGCUGAUUUUAAAAAAGAUCCCAAGUUUAUUAGUCCAACAAUGACUGUAGCUUUGACGCUUUACUCUGCAAUUUUCAUGAGGUUCGCUUGGAAGGUGCAACCAAGAAAUAUGCUGCUGUUCGCUUGCCAUGCUACAAAUUUUACUGCUCAGAAUGUUCAAGGAGUACGGUGUGUCAAACACUCCAUUUCUAAGAAAUUAUCUGAUAAUUGAAUAAAUUGAGUCACAAAUGCAACACAAUCAAUUGUUACAAACAAAUUUGUAGUUAAAAAUCGAAAUAAUUAAUAAUUUUUGUUUCUAGUUAAAUAAUUUUUGGUGAUUUAUUUAUUAACAAAAAAAAAAUGGCCCUUAUAGCUGAGGUGUGAUAAAAACCACAAAUAAUAAAGCGUUAACCCUUUUGAAUGUGA